Chironomus riparius is the source of this 1899-nucleotide messenger RNA. Lineage: Eukaryota; Metazoa; Arthropoda; Insecta; Diptera; Chironomidae. The record is from the annotation of a GenBank genome assembly.
AUGAAAAUGAGUGUAAAAUUUAUGUAUGACAUGAAUAGCAAAGUAACAAUUUUAAUAAGCUUGCCAACAAUCACAGCUUACAACUUUACUGAUAAAGCAUUGUCAAUUAAUAAUGAAGCUUCAAUGUUUAUCGGUCGUGUUAUUAGAGAUUGGAACCGACGGCAUUUAGUAACAGUUACUAAAGAUGUUGCAAUCUUGAACCUAAGCAACGAUAGCUUGUUACUUGAAUCAGUUCUUAGGUCAAUUCCUAGGAAGAAUCUAGUACUUCUACCAGAACGCAAUUGUCUUGAUAAGAAAAAAUAUAGUAAAAGUCGGGAAAGUGAUUUUUUAAUUAUCAUCAUUGGAAAUCAAAGUCAGUCCCAAAUUACAAAUGGAAUCUAUGGAUGCAUCGAUACUCCAUUUUGGUCAUCAACAAGCAACGUUGUAUUUUUAACAACAAAAAAAGAUCAAUCAAACAUUACCAAAACUUAUAUUUUCAGCAUCGCUGUAAGAACACGAUCAAUAAACAGCGUGAUAGUCAGCAUAAAUGACAACAAAAUUGACAAGAUAAUCAAAUGCAAUAUUUUUCAUAACACUAUGGAAGUUUUGAAUCUCACACAUAACACAGAUGUGCUUUUUGACGACAAACUUCGAGAUAUGGAUGGAUACUCAUACUCAACAAUCAUAAUUUCAAAUCACGAACGUCUUGAUCGGCUACAAAGUAGUACUCAAAAAUUAAAAAAUCGACUAAUUCAGACAAUUGCUAGCACACAAAAUGCAAAACUAAAGAUCACUGAGCAACUUGCUACAGCUGAUAACUUAUCCGGAAUACACAAAAAUCUCAGUCAAGGAAUAGUUGAUAUGCUACUCAAUUUAGGAUAUCCAAAUGGAUUCAAAAAUGUAAUACAGAACUUUAAGUCAGUCAACAUAUACGAAACUGAUGGAUACUGUGCUUUAAUAUCUAUUCCACCAAAGUUACCAUUCAUAAUGUUAACUAUCGGAAUUUUUGAUAAAUACACUCGAUUACUUCUCAUUGGAUUUGUUCUACUUGGAGCAUUAAUUUGGAGAAUCUUUGCAGUUAAAAGUAAAAACAAGACUGAAUCAGCUGUAAAUUUUAGCAUCAAAGUUGUUUGCAUAUUCUUCGGUCAUUUUAGUCCAUUUCGUAAGAAUCGCCUUAUAUUAAGGAUCAUGCUGCAAUGUUAUGCCUUUUCUUUUAUGAUAAUUGGCAACGUAUAUGAAAGUUGCAUGUUUUCAAUUCUAAUGGAUCAAGGAAGAUAUACAAAGAUUACUAAUAUUGAGGAUAUAACCAAUGGAGAUUACCAGAUUAAUAUUCUCAAAGAAUCAGAUUAUAUCUGGCAACUUAAUAAAACACUUCAAGACAAAACGUUGGAUAGGCCAUUAAUAGAUAUUGACUUAUACAAUAAGCUGAUAAAUCAUGAAUAUAAUAUAAUAAAAGACUUGAUGCAACUUCAAAUUGAUCCGACUACAAAGGUUGAGGACAUCUACUACCAGCUAUCAAAGAAGCUGUUAGUUUAUUAUGAUAAUUUUCUGCUUUCAAGAAGAAGUCCAUUUUUGGACAAGCUUAGUCAGAUUUCACUUAAAAUUCACGAGUCUGGAAUUAAACAACAUUGGAAAAUGCUAAUGGAAGAAAGCAAAAGUACACAAAAGGAUGACAUUGAAGAUGAAAAUGUUUUAACAAUGAACCAAGUCCUUGGAGCAUUUAAGAUUUACUUUAUUGUGCUUGGUUUGGCUUUAGCGACUUUUGUAAUGGAAAUUUUAUGGUUUCAUGUCAUGAAUUGUUGGCAUUGGAUCAUCAGGAAAUUUCGACAAGAGUCGAAAAGUGAAAAUUCUAGAAGAGUUGAUAAGCCGAAGGUUAAAAUGAUUAUGGUUCAACCAAAAUUAGAAGAAGAUAUUAUUUAA